GUGAAAGCCGAGCUAAGCUAGGCUAGGCUAGGCUAGUUUUCACUGAAAGCAGAGCGCUCGCUCGCUCGCCUCCAUAAGCGGCGAGAAGGGAGGAGCACCAACACAAGCUUCUCUGGCGGUCACAUUGCCAAGCAAGCGCCUUCCAAGCAUUUCCAGCCAUGGCAGAGGCUCACCAGGCUGUAGCGUUCCAGUUCACCAUUACACCAGAGGGCUUUGAUCUGCAGCUCUCUUAUCAGGCCCUGAACCAGAUCUACCUGUCGGGAGUACGAUCGUGGAAAAAGCGUGUCAGCCGCAUAAGGAACCGGGUGAUCAAGGGGAUGUAUCCUGCCAGUCCUUCAUCCUGGCUGUUUGUCGUCAUUGCUAUCCUGGCCACAAUGUACAUGCGCUCUGAUCCUAGCAUGGGGCUCAUUGCCAAGAUACAGCAACACCUUCCCCUCAGCCUCCAUGUUUCUCUCAGCGCUCAGGGCCAGACAAUGCUUUCCGCGCUGGUCUUCAGUACGCUGCUGUGGCUGUCCCUCAUCCUCGCUCUCAGGUUCUGCCUCAAACUGCUUCUCUCCUACCACCAGUGGAUGUUCGAGCAGCAUGGUCGAGUUUCCAACACCACUAAGAUCUGGGUGACUCUAUUGAGGCUCUUAUCUAGCAGGAAGCCUCUACUUUACAGCUAUCAAACAUCGCUACCUCACCUGCCUGUUCCUGCCAUAAAGGACACCCUGAGCAGGUACUUGGAGUCAGCACGCCCUCUGUUGUCAGAUUGUGAGUACAAACGGAUGACAAAAUUGGCUUCUGACUUUGAAUGUAACCUUGGAAAUCGACUCCAACGCUACUUAAAACUUAAAGCUCUCUGGGCGACUAACUAUGUGAGUGACUGGUGGGAGGAAUACAUUUACCUCCGGAGCAGAGGCCCCAUAAUGGUCAACAGCAACUACUACGGCAUGGACUUCCUGUAUGUGACCCCGACUUCUGUGCAAGCUGCGAGGGCAGGCAACACAAUUACCGCCAUGCUCCUCUACCGCCGCAAGGUCAACCGGGAGGAACUCAAACCGAGCCGUGUUCCAGGUACUGUUAUCCCUCUGUGUGCCGCCCAGACUGAGAGGAUGUUCAACACAACACGCACUCCGGGAGUUGAAACUGAUGUUCUACAACACUGGCUGGACAGUGAGUUUAUUACAGUGUACCACAAGGGACGCUAUUUCCGCUUGUGGGUGUACCAGGCCGGCCGCCUGCUCUCUCCCAGAGAGAUUGAAUACCAGAUUCAGAAGAUCCUGGAUAACCCGUCACCCCCACAACCUGGAGAAGACAAACUCGGAGCACUCACUGCUGGGGACAGGAUACCUUGGUGUCAGAUGAGAAAGCAAUACUUCAGCAGCGGCAUCAACAAGCGAUCGCUAGAUGUCAUCGAGAAAGCAGCCUUCUUUGUGACCUUGGAUGAUGAGGAGCAAGGCAUGAGGGGAAAUGACCCAGCAGGAAACUUGGACCGCUAUGCCAAGUCACUGCUCCAUGGCAAAUGUUAUGACAGGUGGUAUGAUAAAUCAUUUUCAGUUGUGAUCUACAAGAAUGGGAAGAACGGACUGAACGCUGAGCACUCUUGGGCUGAUGCACCAACUGUGGCUCACCUUUGGGAGUACACACUAGCCACUGAUGCGUUCCAUCUGGGAUACACUGAGGAUGGACACUGUAAGGGUGAAGUGGACCACUCAUUGCCAACCCCCCAGAGGCUUAUCUGGGACAUCUCACCAGAGGUUCAAGCUCAAGUAUGCAGCUCCCUUGCUGUUGCCCAGGCUUUGGCUGACGAUGUGGACUGCCAUGUCUUCCCCUUCAGAGACUUUGGAAAAGGCCGAAUUAAGAAGCUUCGCGUCAGCCCUGACGCAUUCAUUCAGAUCGCAUUACAGUUGGCCAACUACAGGGAUCGUGGCGGUUUCUGUCUGACUUAUGAGGCGUCAAUGACCCGCCUCUUCAGGGAAGGACGGACAGAGACUGUGCGAUCCUGCUCAAAUGAAAGCAGUGCCUUUGUCAAAGCGUUGGAGAGUGGAGAGACCGCAGAACAAUGUGGGCGCCUCUUUAGACUGGCUUCCGAGAGACACCAGAAUCUUUAUCGACUGGCUAUGACUGGAGCAGGAAUUGACAGACACCUCUUCUGCCUGUACGUUGUCUCGAAAUAUUUGGGCGUGGAGUCACCAUUCCUCAAAGAGGUUUUGUCUGAGCCUUGGCGCCUCUCCACCAGUCAGACGCCAGUCCAGCAAAUGGAGCUUUUCGACUUGAAGAACCACCCUGAAUUUGUAUCGCUAGGCGGAGGGUUCGGACCUGUUGCUGAUGAUGGUUACGGCGUUUCUUACAUCGUCGUGGGUGAAGAUAUGAUCAACUUCCAUGUGUCGUGCAAAUACUCCUGCAAUGAGACUGAGUCCCAUCGGUUUGGAGCUCAGAUAAACAAAGCUCUCCAGGACAUUAUGAGUGUUCUCUCUGCUGACACCAAAACUCCUCCAUGGUCCAAAGCCACAGCCGAGUCUCAGCCUAAGAAGACCAUCUGAAUACAGUCAAGCGUGUAUGAAUAUUGCCCUCACAAACACACAGGGAAGAUUCUAUUAUAUUAAAAGUGGAAGUGGAAAUAGUAAGAUGAAGCAUUUAGUUCCUACUUCUCUACCUGUGUCAAUCAUUGCUGCAUUACAUUUGACACAUCUCUUUAACGGGAUCUUAUUGCACAAUCUCGAUUGUGCAGAUGUACCUAAUGUUGUGGUUGGUGACUGUUUUCUCAGUGAUGUAAGAAAUAUGACACUUGUGUCUUUAAAAGGGAAAUGGAAGAAGAGAAGUUGAAAUUGAAGCACAUUUAAAUCUGAGUGUAUGGUGCUUACUUGAAUUUGAUAGCUGUGAGUUUUAACGACUGUAGCCUUUUUUUUGUGCAUAACCGUUUGGAUGUUCUCAUUUCCUGUUUAAGCUGAAUAGUCUGUAUGAGUUUGGAUUUGUAGUGGCGUGCAGUGAAUACAAAGUAAAAGUAGUCUGUGAUUAUAUUUGGAGGAUGUGGUUCAGGAUAUUCAAAUGCCAGCAGCUCUUUGCGGCUGUUUGAUGAUUUGCAUGGAAACCGCAGAUAUGAAAUGACAUCAAGCCAGAUAUGAAAAGUCACUGCAUCUUCCUUUGAGGCUUUUUCAGUGCCACGCAACAGUCUUUCAAUCGUAACGGACUGCAAAUUUGAGUUAAAGGACUGCUUGAAUGCAACCAUAUUAACAGCAAACAAAUGAACAGUGGAUUGAAGUACAGAUUUUUUUUUUAUUGUAUGCGUUUGGUCAAUUUUAGAUGAAGGAGAGACUGUGUUUUACUUACCGGUAUAUAUAUUUAAGUCAUUAUAAGGCUAUGUUUGGUUAAGCCUCAGUCGGGCUUCGCUGCUGUCGCAUGAAACGCCUCCAGUGUUGAAAAUGGUCGGCCUUGUCAUUGAUUUCACUAAUACCAUACUUAUUUCCUGAAAUAGAUCCCUUCCUUUUUCAUAAGUCGCUAAAUUAAGCUUUACUAUAGCCAUCAAGCUCACAUGGGCACACUUUGGCAUGUGACACCCCAAUUUGUGUUUACACUGAGGGUGUGUCAGCAGUACAAUUAUGAGCUUUGUGAAUAGCGUGACAUCACAACAGCGCAGCAUGACGGCACGUAACUUCUUCGUCUUUGACUGCGCUAUAUUAUUGAUGGGAACCAAACCAAGAAUCAAAUGAAAAACUAAUAAAGUGAGACAGCGGCUAAUGAUUCACUGUCAGCCAGUCAAUAGCUGUGUGUCUUUGUUCAAAGAAAAACAACCUCGUCAAUGAAAAUGUUGCUUCAAAAUAAACACCUGGUUAAAUGCCCGCAGCCACCAUCAAAGAAAAGAAUCUGCUUGAUGUUUGGGGCGUAUUUGUUGUGUUCAUGUUUACAACGCAACUUUUCAGAGUAUAAAGUGCAUCGCAAACUUCCAACAUAAAAUGGGUGAAAAGGGCUUCAAAAUAAGUGCACUUACUGCUCAACUGCAUGGACGAAGAUUGUUAUAAAACAGUUUAUUAUGAUAUUGCAUCUGCUCGUGGAAAUGUCUGACAGUUUGGUACUGUUAGCAUUUGUGAGGAUUUACUGGUACUUUACGCGGGUAUGUCAUCUCAAGACCAUACACAUCUCUGUAUCUACAGGCCGAAAUCACAUUUGCCUUCAAAAAAGUUGUUUUUCCAAACUGAGACAUUCCUUCAUCAAGGAUGAUGAAGAGGAUAUGGGCACAGUCUUUUAGGCUCGCGAAACAAGGUUCCUGAUCAUUCGAAUCAAAAGUCAUGUCAAAUCACAAUAAUUACCCUUUAUGGUUUUCACUUUCCUGGAAUUGGGUGCAUUUAACAGUUACAAGUUAACUACAUGGUCAACUGUUUACUAUUUUGGAUAAAUAUUGUUGAUUUCUGUGUCAGGGGUUUCAUUCACCGGUCUUUUUUUAUUUAUUUUUUUAUCUGUUGAAUUUUGGAUUAUUUUGCCUUUAAAUAAUUGAAUGUUCCAUGUGUAGGGAUUUUUUAAUUUGUGUCACUUUUUUCAUGUUGUUUAAACGUCGACUGUUGACUUCGUGACUUAUGCUUUUUAACAUAUGGUGAUGGAAUGUUGCCUGAAAUAAAAAAUAAUCCCUGA
This is a messenger RNA of Phycodurus eques (leafy seadragon), 4608 nucleotides long. RefSeq names its product carnitine palmitoyltransferase 1A2b (gene cpt1a2b). Lineage: Eukaryota; Metazoa; Chordata; Actinopteri; Syngnathiformes; Syngnathidae. The record is from RefSeq and is a predicted model, not a curated record. Gene Ontology annotation, biological process: fatty acid metabolic process; carnitine metabolic process. Gene Ontology annotation, molecular function: carnitine O-palmitoyltransferase activity. Bases 159 to 2525 code for a protein of 788 amino acids. The transcript has 19 exons. Gene Ontology annotation, cellular component: mitochondrion.